Molecule: messenger RNA, 714 nt
Organism: Cuscuta europaea
Lineage: Eukaryota; Viridiplantae; Streptophyta; Magnoliopsida; Solanales; Convolvulaceae
Source: the annotation of a GenBank genome assembly
CGCCCCUGCCUGGGGUGGGAGAUUCCACCUUUUUGACCAAGUACGAUCAAAAGCAAAUACUCCGAGUGCUUAUGAACAGUACACAUACAUAGUGGAAAGCUAAAAGGCUGAUUUGCCAGUAAAUUAAAGUACACAUCACUUCCUGAAUUGCAACUUGGAGCCAAAAAGGAGGAAAAUACGAGUACUUCAUAAACCAUUCCUUUGGUGGGUAAACAAAAAGCAACUUUAAAAGUUUUACUUUUCCCUCCAUUACAACAUCAUAAAUAUAGAAGCUGCUGAAUCAAAGACUACCCAACAAAAUGAACAUCAAUGCUCAUCCUCCACAGUCACCGGAAAUCAAUGAUAAUCCUCCUCUCUCACCUCUUUUGUCACCAUGCACUGAUUUGCAGCUAUAUAUUCCAGCAGCUCAUGAAACACAACAAAGAGACAUUAUUAGUGCUGUGACACAGAACCGAGGUAAAUAUCAUGUCUUGAAUUAUGAGGAAAAAAACAAUGAAGUGAAUACCCUUUUAGCAAAAUCUGUGAAUGGGAAGCUUAAGGGGGGUGUAAUACAAGCAGUGGCUAAUGAAUUUAAUGUGUCACGGAGAACAAUUUCUACCAUUUGGCAGCGAGUGCAAACACAAUUGAAAAAUGGAGAAGAAAUUGAUGUCUCAUCAAAGUUGAGGGGCAAUGUAGGCAGAAAGAGAAUUCAGUUAAAUCUGGAGCAAAUUAAAA